CCCUAAAGAAGUAGAGUGUAGGGCACCCAGCACCAUAAAUCCGGUACUUACCUCUCUCUCUAUGUAAUUAGUGGCAGGAAUAUAAAUAUAAAGUGCAUAAGGCAAUUGAUUUAUAGGGAUAAAGCGGUGUGUGAGUUUUUUUUUUUUUACAUUGCUAAGUUUUACAGAAAUGGGUACUAAAAGUGUAAUUUUUGGUGUUUGUCUGGAGACUGUUCCUGCUGCAGGUUUUUAUUCUACUGGGCUGUUUAUGGUCUGAAGGUGCAGCAGGAAUCUCAGCAAAGGCUCCAAACACCCUCCCCGCUCCCAAGCACGGCCCUCGGCAAACACACACAUCACACAAGAACUGUCAGCUCUCCUCUCGGAGCAGCAGUCUGUGAGUCUCUGAGAUGCCACAAACACAUCAAGGUGAGGGAAAAGCAACACGUGCACCUAUGUGAGCCCCAUACCCCUGGUAUUCAGCCAUGGAGGACAGAAGAUAGUGGUGGUUUCCUAAUUACAACUGCCCCAGAGGGGUGUCUGCAGCACAGAGAAAUACCUUUGGCACAACUGAAUGUGUCUGGUGGAUCUUCCUGGGAAGGAAUCUUGGAGAGAUGGAUCACAAUUACUCUAUGUUGCUCUCUGGGUACCAGUUGGCCAACGCCUCCAAAGAGAUAGAAGGACUCAGUGAGGACGAUAAUGCCAGCCUACCUAUGGAUGGAUUAAAAUGUUUCCAGAUCCUCAUUGCCACCAUCUACUCAUUGGUCUGUGCCUUGGGACUAAUGGGCAACUUCUUUGUGAUGUACCUCAUUAGAGCCAAGAGGGCUGUGGAACUUACAGCCAUUGAUGUUUUUAUCUUCUGCCUGGCAUUAACCGAUUUCCAGUUUGCCCUCACUAUGCCAUUUUGGGCAGUUGAUGCCCUUUUGGACUUCAGCUGGCCCUUUGGACACCCCAUGUGCAAGAUAGUCCUGACAAUGACUGUCCUGAAUGUCUAUGUCACUGUUUUCCUGCUCACAGCCAUGGCCAUUACGAGGUACUGGGCAGUUGCUUCUGCGUUGAGUCUCAGGUACCGCGUGUCUACCUCAGCCGCCAAGGGCAUCAGCUUGGCUCUGUGGUUGGUAGCUGUGGUUGCCACCAUCCCCACCACCAUCUUUGCCACCACUUACCAAGUCUUGGGGGAGGAACUCUGUCUACUAAAAUUUCCAGAGAAUAAGUGGCUGGCCACCUACCACCUCCAAAAAGUCAUUGUUGGGUUUGUCAUACCUUUCCUGCUGAUCUCCACCUCCUACAUCUUACUCUUGAGCUUCCUCAGGCAGCAUAGAGUCAAUGCCAACAACAGAGACCGGCAGAGUCGCAUCACCAACUCCGUCCAGCUGGUCAUCAUGGUGUUCUUCAUCUGCUGGUUCCCCAACCAUGCUGCCACCUUCUGGGGGAUCUUAAUAAAAUAUAGAGCCGUGCAGUGGAGUGAUGCCUUCUACUUUUUCCAUACCUACGUAUUCCCAGUCACCCUGUGCUUGGCCCAUUCCAACAGCUGCCUCAAUCCCAUCAUCUACUGCCUGAUGAGGAAAGAGUUCAGGAAGGCGCUGAAGGCCUCCUUUUGGCAACUGCAUGCUUUUGCUGCCUCUUUGUGGCCAUCUUGGUCUUGCAAGAGCACUACCUCGGACCAGGAGACCAUGGUGCCUUUGUACAGGGAGGCCAGUUUCCCCAAUAUAGUUAGCAAGGACUACGCCAUUACCUCUGUGUGUACUGUAACCACCAUUCAAGAGUUCACCACCAAAGACCAAAGCCACCAGAGCACUGGACUGAGAGGAUUGGAUACGGCCACUGUAUAGCACUAUGGUGGCCACAAUGACCAUCCAAUACGUAGCCCCCUAUCCAACGUCUGGUAUAGCUACAUCUGGUAGCUGGUUUCUCCUUACCACGGAGAUGCUCUCCAAGCGUUGGGCGCGAGGCCUUAUUAAGUGCUUAAAAGCUUCAAUUGCAGUCAUUUAUCAAGCAAAGCCAGACGGCCUAUUGGCUCUUGGUAAACAGAUUUAUUGAGCGGCACUUGGGGAAUGAUUGAGUCUGUUACUUGGGAUAUUAACUCUUUCAGACAUAUUCUACUCAUCAAUGUAAAUCUCUGCCCUACCAGACUCUUGAUUGGGAGCCUUAUUGAUUAGAAAAUGGGCAAGUCUUAUCGGGGGGUAAUUACAGAGGUGUUAAUGGUGUUUAUAUACACGGGGCAAAACCCCCCCCAACGUGUAGAACUUGUUCGGCAGCCAGAAGGUUUUACUAGAGGCUUUAAAUGAGCAAUGAUAGGGAGUCAUGGGCUGGGUAGAGGCAGCAAAUGCCCUUUGUGCAGGGUGGGAGCAAUUCAAUUUCAUGGUGCAAAGUAGUUAUGUAUUAGGGGUAAGAUUGUGGAUGUAUAAUAUAGGGGUCACUAUAGAAAAGAAAGAGAAACCCCCAAAGCUUUCCCCUCUAGAGCCUCCCCAAGCAUGGGAUCACCCUCUGUAUGUGACAUUGUUUCCAUGGGUGUAACUGAAACAUUAUAUCACGAGUAUUAAUAUCAGUAGCCUUGUCUUUGGCUAAAAGGGCAACCGACCCUUCCUUGAAACCGUCUACUGUAUCCGCCAGUCCUGUCCAUGACUACCAUUUCCUAUAUGAAAUCAACGUUCUCUUUCCUUUAGUGAGAGGCUGGUUCAUGAAGAGUUUGGCCCCUGUGCUUUUCAUUGGAUCAUAUAAUAGGGCCCCCCUGUUAGAAAUGGGGGUGGGGCCACUUAAAAAUUCUCAUUGUUAUAAAAUCAGCCCACUAGGGAGCGAAUCAUUGUAAUAAGGGUGGAACGAUAAGUACAGCUUCCAGCAUGCUCAGCUGAUAUUGGACUGACAAGGCAUGCUGGGAGUUGUAGUAUACAGAGUUAGACUGGGAGAGUUGCAAUUCUGUGUUUUGUGUGCUAGACUGUGUGUAUAGUAUGCACUACAGUAUAAACUACAACUCCCAGAAUUCCAUAAUCGGUCACCUACAUUCCUCUGGUGUCCUAUAGGGCUAAUUCCACCCAUAUAUUAAAUAAAAACGUACCAUGAUGUUAGAGGUAUGUGUAAUUGCUAUUGAGCAGUCUUUACCUUGCUCUUCUCUGCACUGCUGGUCCUGACUACACAGCCCUCCGCCAGCCAAGACUCCCGUUACCCACAAUGCCUCACCAGAGUUCCCUGAUUCUCCUUCUUUCCAUGUCAGUUAACCACAGAACAGGCAAUGGACUGCGCAGUCUAUUUAGGAAGGGAGCCGACUAGUGCUGCUUGGGAUAUGUAGUUAGAACCUACAGUGCAGAGAUAUUGCUUUCAAAAACAAUUGCAUUUAAAGGAAUAGUUCUAGGUCAAUAUUCUUCUCUUGAUCUUUCCUUGUAACAGGAUAAAGUUCAUUGACUGCCCUCUUGGACUCUUAUAUUUAUAUAUAUGGACCAGAGCUCUCCUUGCAAUUGACUCUGCUUAAAGGUCAAGCUAUACCCUAAAAUUCACUCUAUACAUCCCUAUGGACUUAAAGAAGAGAGAUACAAAGCCAUGUUUGUGGCAAUCCCAAUAGACUACUUGCACUUGCCCAUUUUUGGACUGUAAGCUGUGAUACAUUGUAAUGGACAAUGAACCGGCGGUUCCGACUGUCUGAUAUAUGUAUGAAUAUAUGUAUGUGCUGUUAUUAGUUUGCUGUAUUUCUUCCCAGGCAGAGAGGGGCUCCAAUGCCACUGCUAAGGGGAGAGACUGGGAGUGUGACAGUUUGCUGGGAGUCCAGUAAUAAAGGAGUUAAUGCUGAAGCCCCUGUGUUUUGCUCGGUCAUUUCAUUGGUGCGAGGCUUGGGCAGCGGUUGUGCAAACACAGCAGUGUGUGUAAUGAGAUUAUGGGCCCUCGGCAUGUCUCUCGAUUCUCCAGUCGGAACGCAAUGUGAAUCUGGCCUUUUACAUGGAACCUACACACACUGGGGGGGGGGUGACAGUUGCGCAGGUGGCAGUUGCGUGUCAGUUUCCCGCAUGAGUGCAGAAAGUGACAGUUUGUGUUGGAAUAGUUCUGCUGGCUGGAAACCAACUGCAAAGUAGACGAGGAUGAUAAAAGGCACAGGUCCAUCAAGGAUAUUCCUUUCAAUCUAUUUGCUAAAAAGGAAUCCGACCCUUCUUGAAACUGUCUAAUGUAUCUGCCAUUACAGCCGCUUCAUGGAGAGAAUCCCUCCCCUUCCCUCUGGUUCUCACUGAGAUUAAACGACUACUCCCAGCACCCACCACCUUCACUGCAGGGCAGGUCCCUGUAUCCACCUCCAUUUCUCAGCAUGAACUCUGAUUACCCCGGGGCCCCGAGUAAUUGUCCCUAAACCGAUUUGCCAUUACACAGAAAUCUCCCUCGCAGCCGCGCAGGAUAAACCCUGUCAAUAUUUGCUGCGUUUGAUUAGAUAAACUCCUGAUUGAUGGAGCCUUUAAUUAACAAGGUGCUGUGUCCCCCCCGCAGGGUUAACCCCUUAUCUGCCAGGCUGCUCAGCGCUUGCCUCGGCUUGUAGAGGUAUAAACAUCGCUCUGGCAGUGACGCGGUUACAUUUAUUACCCUGUGCAAAUAUUGUGGUUGUAAAUGGCCCAGGCGAGCGUGUAUUGUGCACUAAAUAAAUUGCCUUUUUAUAUCCUCCAAUUAAAUCACAGAGACUCUCGCGGAAAGUCCAGGUGGGCGGGGAGAAAAAGGAAUACGCCAGAGAUGCGCUCAUCCCAAUGUUCCGCUGUAUUUCAGCUUUAAUUCCCUUCUCAAACUUCAUAUAUAUAUAUAAAAUCAUAUAUACUGCCGCUUACAAUGGGGAUCAGAUAGGAUCUGUGC
Messenger RNA from Xenopus laevis (African clawed frog), 4794 nucleotides. RefSeq names its product relaxin family peptide/INSL5 receptor 4 S homeolog (gene rxfp4.S). The record is from RefSeq and is a predicted model, not a curated record. Bases 591 to 1808 code for a protein of 405 amino acids. NCBI's taxonomy places the organism in Eukaryota, Metazoa, Chordata, Amphibia, Anura, Pipidae. The transcript has a single exon.